Eruca vesicaria subsp. sativa (arugula) is the source of this 2695-nucleotide messenger RNA. The record is from the annotation of a GenBank genome assembly. Lineage: Eukaryota; Viridiplantae; Streptophyta; Magnoliopsida; Brassicales; Brassicaceae.
AUGGAUGGUUUAAGUUUUGGUUCUGCUGAUAUGCUUAGCUCCUCUUCCACAUCGGAGCUUAUGAAUUUUGAGUCUUUUUCUACAUGGUUUAACAGCCCUUAUGUGAAUGAUGUCUUGUUCUCGCAAUAUGGUCUAUCGACUUCUCAACCUAUGAUCCCCUUUGGAGCUACCACUUCAUCUUCUGCUACUUCUUCAGGUCUCACUCGUUCCUUCCCUGAUUUUGAAAGCUCUUACUAUGGUGAAGGAAGAUCAUCAGUACAGCAAAUGAGCUCUCAGUUUCAUCGCUCGUUAGAUAGGGAUGAGUUAAGUGGUAAACGACGCAGGUUUAGUAAUCAGAAGAAUGGGUUUCCUUGUACUAUUCCCAGGUCUUUGAGCCAUUCGUUAGAUGAGAAGAUGCUUAAGGCAUUAAGCUUGUUUAUAGAGUCCUCAGGUUCAGGAGAGGGCAUUUUAGCUCAAAUCUGGACUCCUAUCAAGGCAGGAGACCAGUACAUGCUCAGUACUUGUGAUCAGGCCUAUUUGCUUGACCCCAGGCUUUCUCAGUACCGUGAAGUGUCAAGGAAAUUCACUUUUGCAUCUGAAGCAAAUCAAUGUUCCUCUCUUGGUCUCCCUGGCCGAGUGUUCAUCUCUGGAGUACGUGAGUGGACAUCAAACGUGAUGUAUUACAAGAGGGAUGAGUAUCUGCGUAUGAAGCAUGCAAUAGAUAAUGAAGUCCGUGGCUCCAUUGCAAUACCUAUCCUUGAACCAACUGGGACAUCUUGUUGUGCUGUCAUGGAGAUCGUCACAUCCAAGGAAAAACACAAUUUUGAUAUGGAGAUGGACUCUGUUUGCCGUGCUCUUCAGACUGUAAACUUACAGACAUCAGCGAUCCCUCGGCCUCAGGUAACAUCUAAGUCAUACAAAAACAUUGAGUUUAUGUCUCAGUCUAAUGGCAUUUCUGCUUUGCAGUGCCUUUCAAGUAAUCAAAGAGAAGCCUUAGCUGAAAUAAAAGAUGUUCUGCGAGCAGUAUGCCAUGCACACCAGCUGCCUUUAGCUCUAGCCUGGAUUCCUUGUAGUUAUGAAUCAAAUUCAGGUGAAAACUGUGUUCUCUGCGUAGAGGAGACAGCUUGUUAUGUGAAUGAUGUGGAGAUGGAAGGUUUUGUGAAGGCCUGUGUGGAGCAUUGUCUAUCUAAAAAGGAAGGAAUUGUUGGCAAAGCUUUUGUAUCAAACCAACCGUUCUUUUCUUCUGAUGUGAAGGCAUAUGACAUCAGUGAGUAUCCUCUUGUUCAUCAUGCUCGUAAGUACGGUCUCAAUGCUGCUGUUGCUAUAAAACUGAGGAGCACUUACACCGGUGAAGAUGAUUACAUACUUGAACUUUUCUUGCCUCUAAGUAUGAAAGGAAGCUUGGAACAACAGCUUCUAUUAGACAGUCUUUCGGGUACUAUGCAGAGAAUUUGUCGAACUCUGAGAACUGUUUCAGAUGUGGGGGCAACUAAGAACGAAGGUAGUAAAGCUGGACUUGGGAGUGGAGAGAUGUCUAACUUGCUGCAGACCACAUGUUUAGGAAACUUUCAGACAAUAGUAUUAGAUUCCAAUAUGUCCUCUGAUAAAGAUAACAGUAGUACAGGAUCUCAAGCCUCUUUUGAGCAGGAUAUGAGCAAAGCUAGACCACCAGAGAAGAAGAGAAGCACCACAGAGAAAAAUGUGAGCUUAAGCGUUCUCCAACAACAUUUCUCUGGGAGUCUAAAGGAUGCUGCAAAAAGCCUUGGCGUUUGUCCCACUACAUUAAAGCGGAUAUGCAGACAGCACGGGAUCAUGAGGUGGCCAUCUCGUAAGAUUAACAAAGUGAACAGGUCAUUAAGGAAAAUACAGACGGUGCUUGACUCGGUCCAGGGUGUAGAAGGAGGACUCAAGUUUGACUCGGCAACAGGCGAGUUCGUUGCAGUUGGCCCUUUUAUCAGUCCAUCUUCUAAUGGUAACAAUGCACAUGUAAGAGGAAGUCAGGAGGAUAUGGCUGAAGCUAAAUCAGUCGACAAUGCAAUUAAGUUAGAGGACGACAUCAUCAAGAACGGGUCAUUCAUGGAGGUGAAUGCUAGUGGUCAACAAUGGGCUUGUUUGGAUAAACAGUCUGACUUCAAUGACAGUGAAGGAAUAAAGAACAAUGGCAAGUUAAGCUCUCCGAUUACAGAUGGCAUGGAAACAACAAUGCAAUCCAUGUCAGAUUCAUCAAAUGGCUCAGGCGCAGUUAUGAUGGGAAGCUCAUCUACUACUUCCAUGGACGAUAGGAACCAAAUGAGAACUCAUAAAAGUAGUAGCGGCCAAAGUGAGUCACCAACGCUCACUGUAAAGGCCACUUAUAAAGAAGACACAAUACGUUUCAAGUUUGAGUCAUCAGUUGGGUGUUCACAGAUAUACAAAGAAGUUGGUAAACGCUUUAAACUGCAAGACGGUUCGUUUCAACUUAAGUACUUAGAUGAUGAAGAAGAAUGGGUGUUGAUGGUUACAGAUUCUGAUCUCCAAGAAUGCUUGGAGAUAUUAUAUGGUAUGGGAAAACACACAGUGAAGUUUCUUGUUAGAGAUUUGCCUGUGCCUAUAGGUAGUUCUGGUGGCAGCAACUGUUACCUAGGAACAGGUUUAUAACAUCUACUGCUCACUUAUGCUUUCCCUUGUGAAAGAAUCUUCAUAUAUUAGUUUGCUUGUAAAGAAAGGCAUGAAGGAG